This is a messenger RNA of Zymoseptoria tritici IPO323, 720 nucleotides long. RefSeq lists its product as uncharacterized. The transcript has a single exon. Lineage: Eukaryota; Fungi; Ascomycota; Dothideomycetes; Mycosphaerellales; Mycosphaerellaceae. The coding region runs from base 252 to 719 and encodes 155 amino acids. The record is from RefSeq and is a predicted model, not a curated record.
UUUCGACCAGAACAUGUCUCGAUCAAUGGAGAGGAAGAAAACGGCUUCUGAUGACAGCAAGGAAUCUCGUUCACGAUUCACGGUCACGCCUGCUCCCUCGCGUCCAAACGCCAUGACGACACGGCGUUGGCCAGCUUCAGCUUCAGCUUCAAGGUCCAUCUUCCAGCAACACACAAGACACAGCGCCUCCUAAUCCUCCGCCUCAACGACUACGGGAACCAGGACCGUAACACCAGUCUCUCAUACGAAACAUGGCCUCCCAAUACCAAGGUCCCGGCGCAACUCUCUGGGCACACAUGCCUCCCCCCGCCGAAUGCCUCGCAAUCCUAGUCGGCUGCGCAGAAGUCGUCGUCUUCGGCCUCGGCGGCCUCGCCAACCCCUCCGACUUCUCCAACGGCUACGGCCUCCCCAUCGACGCAGCGACCGAGGGCGUUCAAGCCACUCAGUCACAAAAGACCCAAAGCGCACUCGUCAAAGCCAUCGCUUCCCGACACGUGCAGAACGGCGCGCUGAUCUUGACGUUUGGGUUGUACACCAGGAAUCGCACGGCGUUGGGGUUCGCCGUGGCGUAUAGUGCUAUUUCGGCGCUCGCGGAUACGUUGCUGGUGAAGAAUAAUGGGGUGGAUUCAUUGGCGGGUGGGCAUGUGAUUGCUGCGUUGAAUUCGUUGUUGGUUGGUGGAGCGUUGCUUUACUGGAAAAGAGAUGAUAAGAUAUGGUGAU